Messenger RNA from Schistosoma curassoni, 3155 nucleotides. NCBI's taxonomy places the organism in Eukaryota, Metazoa, Platyhelminthes, Trematoda, Strigeidida, Schistosomatidae. The record is from the annotation of a GenBank genome assembly.
AAUAUACACUUUGCCUUGGUAGCGCUCUCUGGAAUAAUUUAUUUACAAUGUCAGAUUCGUCCGAUGUGACCGAAGUGGAUGAAUCCUGGAAGGUUAACCUUGAGAUCGCACUGUUAGAGGAUGCUGACAUUUUUCGAAUUCGGGAUAUUUGUGCCAUGCGUCCUGUCCCUGAAAAUCUACGCCCUGACGUUUGGCGCAUAUGUCUGAGGUUGGACACUCAGUCGCAAGCAAUGGCUACAUUUAACGAUGUUUUCGAAUUAGAAAAUCAGUCACAACUUCAUGAAGAUUGUGAGUUGGCUUCUAAGGAGUUAUUUAAUCGUCUGACCAAACAGCAUAGUCUUCAACAGUCGAAAAAUAUCUCUAAUCUGUCAGUGAACAGUGAUAAUGAUGAUUCAGAUUUAGAAGCGUCAUCCCUCAGUAUGUUCCUCCCACCAGCUGCAAAGAUAUCUAGUGAUUUGGAAUCUGUUUUAACACAUUUCGCUCAGACUUAUCGUUUGAAAUAUAGUUCAAUCAACGGUUGGGUAUCAAUACUUAAAGUACUUUUCAUUGUCCUGAAACCGACCAAUCGGUCGGAACUGUAUGCAAGUUUUGUUUCAUUCUACCAUCGUUUCGUUGCUACGGGAGUAAAUAUUGAUCAAUGUGUAAGCAUAGUUUUCCGUUUGUUGUUGCAAUAUCACGAACCAAAGUUGUGCAGCUUUUUGGAUUCAUUAAAAGUUAGUCCUGAAAGUUAUUUCAUACCUUGGAUGUCAAGUCUUUACGCUGAUUUUAUAUCAGAAGAUGUUAUACCAUCCCUAUGGGAUUUAUAUUUCUUGAAGUCGGAUCCUUUGCUUGGCUUCUAUAUUGGAUUACUACUUAUUGUUAAUACCAAGUCCGUUCUUCUUAACCAACAGUUCGAUAAAACUGAGGAUAAUGAAAAUGAUUCAAAUACAAAUAAUUUACUUUCGUAUACUAAUGAUCAGACUUCUUUCGAAAAGGUUAGGAAUUUAAUAAUUAAUCUUCCUAAACCGAUGUGUGUUGGUGAUUUGACAAGUUUAGUUGAUAUUAUCGAAGUGUUCAUCAACAACACGCCGAUUUCUUUCCGGUCUCGAUACCUUCCUAUACUUUUUGGUAACGCUCAAAUUGAGUCAGAACGUUCAGUUUUAUUCGAUGCCUUAUGCAUGCCAAUUACUAUCCAAGAAGUCCUCGAUGCCCAAUCAAUGUGCCUACAAGAUUAUGGUCUUAAUAAUUCGUCUAUUACACUACCAGAUAACCCAUCUGACUCGACAACUGAUCUUCGCUAUCUUCUUGUUGAUUGUCGUCCUGCAGAGCAAUAUAAUGCUGGUCACUUACCAACUGCUUUUUUCCUGGACUCAUCUUUGAUUAUGUCUGAACCCCUAAAAUUUCAAAAUGCCGUUAAGUUUUUAUUAUCAACUCAAGAACGGUCACUUGCUGCUGGUUCAUAUGCUGUUGGAAAGCAUAUCACAUUUUUAAGUACUGGGAGAAAAGACGAAGAUCAACUAGCUAAUAUGGUUGUAGCUGAGUUUCUCCGACAAAACACACCAUAUGUCAGUUUGAUUGAAGGUGGUUAUACAGCUUUACAUGAAGUCUUAGGUACUUAUGAAGUUGGUAGGAGUUUAAUUGGUCAUGAACCUACAAUAUGUUUAGGAUGUAUUGGAGGAAAAAACUUUGUACCUUUAUCAACUUCUGAUAGUAAAAUGGAGUCAUCAUGUUUAAUAAAUGAAAAAGCAAAAGUACAACCAGUUAACUCUUCGAGUGUUGGAAUAUUCUCUAAAUUCUCAAAUGCAAUAUUUAAUACUGGCCGUAGUUUGGAUCAAGUACCAAAACUUUUGAAACUUUCAAGUGUAAGUUCAGUGCCAACAACAACAAUCAAAACUGAUACAACCCCUACAUACCAACCUGUUCAGAAUAAAGAAACAAAAAAACCCGUUGCUUACAGAAAUACAUCAUCUGUAUUCAGUAUUGAUGAUGACUAUGACGAAGAUGAUCUAUGUGAUGAUGAAGCUGAGACUAUUACAAACAGUCCCAAUCAUACAGAGAAAGAAGCAAGAAAUGCGACGUUAUCUGAACAGUCAACUUGGUUAAAACGUUUUGUUAAAGCAUCUACACAUGUUGCACCUGACAUGGAUGGGGAUUUCCCCCCUCGAAUUGAUGGUAUGGACAGCUGUGAAGUUGGCGAUUUAAUUGAUACUACCCGGUGGUCUAGACGGCCAGAAGUAAGAGGUGUAUUUAGUACCCGAUUUAUAAGGCCUAAUGGACAAUUAGGCGAUAGUGGUUUACUUGUUUUAGCAGAACGUCAUUUAAUUUUGUUGCGUCAUCCAACUCCUCGACUUCCUAACCAACUCAUCAACUCUCUUAGUUCUACUUUACAGUCUGUUUUUAAUAAAAAGAAUCCAAAAUCAUCUGAAUAUUCGGCUAUUCAAAAACCAACUACAGAUCUCCCGAAAUAUGCUGUUGUUUAUCGAUCAAUUCCCUUAUCUAUGGUAGUGAAAAUCACGUCAAAUCGUCGUUUCCCGGAAUGUAUUACAUUUCACUAUUGUCCACAUGACGAAGGCGAUAUGCUAAAACUAAACGAUCAGUCAUUAUUUAAUAUGAAAGAUCGAUUAUAUAUUAAUAAAGCAGGCGAAGCAGUGAAGAUGGUAAAAACUGCCAUCUUUACUACUGUUGCAUCAUUGGAAACGUAGUAUUACUCAUAUUACGGUCUUGUUUUAUUAUUUUCUUUGUACACUAUGUGAUUUGCACUGAUGAUUUUAUUUAUAUUUAUUUUUUCUUAUGUCAUCUGUCAAUCAGGAAAGUUCGAUUUUGAAAGUAAAUUAAAGUUUUUGUUUUUCGUACAUUUCUUCUAAUUUGAACAAUAACUUUUUGUUUUGAUUACAUAAAACUGUGAUGUUUAGGUGAAAAAUAGUAUCUAGAUAAAAUUUUUAGCACUAUUCUUUCAAUCACCAAUGCACUUUCUCGUCAUAUCACUGUUAUUAUAGUUAACCUUAUUCACUCUCUUACCUUCAAGGUUAAAGUCUCAUUUUGUUCAUAUUGAAGUGUUUUUAUUUGGGAUUAUCAAAGGAGCUGUGCAUUAAUUUUUUUCGUUUAAUUUAACUAAUUUUUACAAAACAGAUUGUCAACCAGAUGAAUCUUCUCUCUCUCUCUCUCUCUCUCUCUCU